Cheilinus undulatus (humphead wrasse) is the source of this 2785-nucleotide messenger RNA. RefSeq names its product netrin-4-like. Gene Ontology annotation, biological process: basement membrane assembly; substrate adhesion-dependent cell spreading; cell migration. Gene Ontology annotation, cellular component: laminin trimer. Gene Ontology annotation, molecular function: protein binding. NCBI's taxonomy places the organism in Eukaryota, Metazoa, Chordata, Actinopteri, Labriformes, Labridae. The coding region runs from base 308 to 2218 and encodes 636 amino acids. The record is from RefSeq and is a predicted model, not a curated record. The transcript has 10 exons.
AGCGCGUGCGACGAAAUAAUUCACGGAUAAUUACUGCGGUACUGUCAGUUAAUUCGAGUUAAUUCCUGUGGUAUUUCUACACCAUGACGGUCCAAAAUUAGCUCGUGCUGCUGUAUGUCGGCUGUAUUUCCUUCUGCACUAUGGCCAUUUGUGAGUAGCUGUUCUUUAUCGAUAGAAAAGUAACAUGAUAGAAUAUUUACGACUGGAUGUCCGCUGGUAACGAUGGCGCGUGCCUGCCUGUUUGGAAUAUAACGAACAACAGGUGACUUUAUGUAGGCUAAAGCAAAGCGGCAAAAACUCCUCCAGGAUGAGACUGUGGACGUUGCUUUUCUUUAUCCCGGUGUGUGCAUCCUUUCCUGACCCAACCGAAACAUCUAAACACAAAGUUGGAUCUGAGAGCCGCUGCUCUCGAAGAGCUUGUAACCCCCGCAUGGGCAACUUAGCUCAGGGCAGAGUCCUGAGCACCCUGUCUAUGUGUGGAUCCAACUCUUCGGAGCCUUUUUGCUUUUACAAAGAGACCUCUGCCCUCCGCAGCAGGGGGUCCUGCCGGGCUGCAAAAUGCAGCAAGUGCAACUCUGCCAUCCCCAGCCAGGCACACCCUCCCUCUGCUAUGAGUGACUCUCCCUUCAGGAACCCUGACACUUGGUGGCAGUCUGCUGAAGGGGUGAAGGAGGAGAUGCUCCAGCUUGAUCUGGAGACAGAGUUCCUCCUAACUCACCUCAUCCUGGUGUUUCGCUCCCCCCGCCCUGCUGCCAUGGUGCUGGAGCGAUCCCAGGACCAUGGGCACACCUGGAAGACCCUCAGGUAUUUUGCUAAAGACUGUGAGGAGGUGUUUGGCCAGGCUGAGAGGUCACCUGGCUCAGAGAGUGGAGCAACCUGCACUUCAAAGUAUUCAGGAGCUUUUCCUUGCACUAGAGGAGAGGUGAUCUAUCGUGCGCUGUCACCCUGGCACUCAGUGGAUCCGUACGGAUCCGUGGCUCAGGAUCAGCUCAUGAUCACCAACCUAAGAGUCCGUCUGUUGCAGCACCAACCAUGUCCCUGCCAGACCAAACACCCUGAUGCUGCCGUCCUCCCUACACAACAUUAUGCCAUCUAUGAUUUUAUUGUGAAAGGCAGCUGCCUUUGUAAUGGACAUGCUGAGCAUUGUGUACCAGCCAGUGACUACAAACCCAGCCUACAGAACACCAAUAACAUGGUCCAUGGUAAAUGUGUCUGUAGACAUAACACGGCUGGUGACCACUGUGAGCGCUGCGCUCCUCUCUACAAUGACCGACCCUGGCAGGCUGCCAACGGCAUCACAGGGAUGCCGCACGAGUGCCAGAAGUGCAAGUGUAACGGUCACGCCAAGAGCUGCCACUUCAGUCGGGGAUUGUGGCUGGCAUCUGGACGACGGAGUGGAGGUGUUUGUGAUGAAUGUCGCCACAACACAGAGGGCCGUCACUGCCAGAACUGUAAGAAAGGCUUUUUCAGAGACCCCAGCCGACCAAAGACUGCCCCUGACUCCUGCACACCCUGUUCCUGCCACCCAGUAGGCUCUGUCCUCUCAGGUGGUCGCCCUCUCUGUAACCCCAGCAGCGGGGAGUGCACUUGUAAGCCUGGCGUCGGAGGCCCCCGCUGUGACAGCUGCAUGCUGGGAUACUGGGGGCUUCAUGAAUAUGGCUGCCGUCCAUGUGACUGCACAGGGGAGUGCGACCCCUACACCGGUGACUGCAUUUCUGGCUCCGAUGUGGAGGUCUUCUAUACAGCCAUUGGCCACAUGGGACACAGCAGCAAUAAUAGUCAGACGGCACUCUUUCGAGUAGAGGAGCUUUUCUCUGCACUGCACCACUCUGAGAAAUGUGAAUGUGUGGAGGUUACUCUCGGCAGCCCUAAACUCUUCUGUGCAGCAGAGUAUGACUAUGUGCUGCUUCUGAGGGUCAUGUCUGCUCAUGAUAAGGGCUCCCAUGCAGAGGUUGAGGUCAAGGUCAAAAAGGUCUUUUUCCAGAACCCUCAGCUGAAGAUCCAGAGGGGAACCGUCACUCUGUACCCAGAGUCAUGGACCACACAGGGCUGUACCUGCCCCAUCCUCAACCCAGGGUCUGAGUAUCUAGUGGCUGGUCAUGAGGACUGGAGAAGCGGCCGGCUGAUGGUCAACACAAAGAGCUUGGUCAAACCCUGGAAGUCAAGUCUGGGGCGCAAAAUUCUCCAUCUUCUCAGAGCAGACUGUGGCCACCGCUAAGAACUGCAAAGAAACAGAGAUAAAGCAAUGGAAACACAGACUGAACAAAAAGGACGGUAUGAAUAGGGUGUAGCUUGGUACUAAAAUGAAAGCUAAUUCCAAGGCUGAUAGCAGGACAUUUACAAGGUGGACUCUACACUACUGAGAGAUGACACUACAAAGCUUUGGUAGAAAUAAGCUCACAGUGUUAGCAGAUACCUCUUAAACUCCACUAACUUAAGGCUCCUGUGAGAAGUUUUUGGUUGGUAAUAAAACAGACUGAAAUGCAUACUGAUUUCUCUUUAAGAGCUACAAAAACAACUAAGACAAUCAGCAUAAACAUUCGGCAAUUUAUAGUGAUAGUCUGACUCAAAUUGGACUAACAUGCGUGCUAGUCUGACUUAAAAAAUACUUAAUUCAAGAACACUCUCGUCACACAUUUAACUAUUUUAUUGAAAAAUGGAUUUACACUUUUGUUUGGUGGAGAAGACUCUGCUCAAAAGAUUUUCUCUGGGUUAGUCAAGCAGCAGGCUUUGACUUUCCAGGGAGUGCAUGGCUAGAAGGCCCAUAUGGAUAGAUGCAUUUAUG